Acanthoscelides obtectus is the source of this 1460-nucleotide messenger RNA. NCBI's taxonomy places the organism in Eukaryota, Metazoa, Arthropoda, Insecta, Coleoptera, Chrysomelidae. The record is from the annotation of a GenBank genome assembly.
UUAAAGACGAACCAAAGGAGAAAAGUAUGAAACAAUAUUUCGAAUUGUAUAAAAUUAAAGAGGGUAAACUAUAUCGAAAAUUAGGGGACAAAAUAGCUUGGGUGGUACCCAAAUCAUGUAGAUGGCAAAUUUGUCGGUUAUGUCAUGACGAGAAUGGUCAUUUUGGAUUGAAAAAAACGCUUAAAAAAAUACAGGAGAGUUAUUGGUUCGCUGGUAUGAGACGUUUUGUGAAGAAAUACGUUGGAGCGUGUUUAAAUUGUCUCUACUAUAAACAGCCAAGUAGAAAGAAACAAGGAUAUCUUCAUCCGAUAGAAAAGGUUCCCAUACCGUUUCACACUAUCCACAUCGAUCAUCUUGGACCAUUUGAAAAGAGUAUCAAAGGGAAUAAAUAUAUUUUUGUUAUUGUUGACGGAUUUACAAAGUUUUGUUUCAUUGAACCCGUAAAGGACACUAGUUCUAAGUUAGUUGUUAAGGCCUUACUUACUAUAAUGUAUAUUUUCAGCACUCCGAAUCGUAUAAUCUCGGAUAGGGGCACUGCGUUUACGUCGGUUAGUUUUAGUAAUUUUUGUAAAGACUAUGGUGUUCGACAUAUUUUAAAUGCUGUCUCCACGCCGCGGGCUAAUGGACAAUGUGAACGCUACAACAGCACAAUUCUCAAUUCUUUGAGAGCUGCAUCGGCAGGCGUUGCUGAAAACAAAUGGGAUACGUUUGUCAAACCGGUGCAAUAUGCGAUGAACACAACUUUUAAUACUGCAACUGGAAUGACUGCAAUGGAGUUAUUGGCUGGAUUCAAGGGACAUAGCCUAUCCGAAGGCAAUGUUUUGAGUGCAGUGAAACGAGAGCUAGAGCGGGGUGACUUGAAGGCACUUAGGAAAUCUGUUGAACACAGAUUGUCUGUAGAGCAGAAAAAGCAGAAAGAGAGGUUUGACAAGGCUAGGAUACAAGCUAAAAAGUAUCUAGUGGAUGAUGUCGUCAUGGUGUUGAAGACGGAUGCACCGUGUACUGGUGCCAGCAGAAAAUUGGUGCCGAAAUAUAAGGGACCUUUUAAAGUGACGAAGGUUCUCUAUAACGAUCGAUACGAGGUUGUUGACCUGAGAGAAAACUACAAGAGAUAUAAGACUGUAGUUGCUGCAGAUAAGAUGAAACCAUGGAUCUUACUACGUGAUGCUGAUUUUUCUGGGUCUGAGGACAGACACAGCAGCAGGAUGGCCGAAUGUGAUGAAUCUUCAAACUAGAAAUACAUUCUUGAUGCGCCACUGGUACUACCGUGUAGCCAAGGGACAAGGAAUGCGGGCGGUGGUGUCGGACGAGAGAGGCGCGGGGAGAGGAGAACGCAAAAAAAGGAGAAGAGCCUGGUUUUUACGACCGAUGUGCGAGGUAUUUUUGGACAGAAUAUUUUGGAAAGGAAAAUAGAGUACAUGAUUAUUGAUCCCGGACGUUUUAUUUUUGACACAAGUGGC